Molecule: messenger RNA, 625 nt
Organism: Salmo salar (Atlantic salmon)
Lineage: Eukaryota; Metazoa; Chordata; Actinopteri; Salmoniformes; Salmonidae
Gene: hspb2
Product: heat shock protein family B (small) member 2
Biological process (GO): negative regulation of apoptotic process; response to heat; protein refolding
Cellular component (GO): nucleus; cytoplasm
Molecular function (GO): structural constituent of eye lens
Source: RefSeq, a predicted model, not a curated record
CCUCCCUAUCCCCUUUCUCCCUCUGUCAGUCAUUGAGUCAUGAUGGCGGAGCGGACGGUGCCUCAUGCAUAUCCCAUGAGUACUCAGUGCGAACUGAACUCUCCCAGACGGAUCUACGACCAGAACUUUGGAGAGGCUCUUACCCCCCAGGACCUCCUCACCCCCACCCUGUACCAUGGUUACUAUGUCCGUCCACGAAUCACCAAGCAGCUAGGGCGGGGCUUCUCUGAUAUAGAGGCGGAGCCAGGGAAGUGGACCGUCCGAUUGGACGUGUGUCAGUUCACUCCUGAUGAAGUCACCGUCCGCACCGUCGACAACCUACUGGAGGUCAGUGGUAACCACUCCCAGAGACAGGAUGUCCACGGAUUCAUCAGUCGGUCGUUUACGAGGACCUACAUACUUCCUGUGGGUGUCGACCCUCUACUGCUCUUCGUCGACCUAUCACACGACGGCAUCCUCUCUGUCUCCGCUCCCAGGACAACCCCCGACCCGCCCUCCACACACACGCAUACCAUACACACACACACUGACAAGACAGCCUAGUGACGACACACACACACCGACAAGACAGCCUAGUGACGACACACACACACCGACAAGACAGCCUAGUGACGACACACACACA